Tachysurus fulvidraco (yellow catfish) is the source of this 1732-nucleotide messenger RNA. Its product is annotated as glutamine synthetase-like. Gene Ontology annotation, molecular function: glutamine synthetase activity. The transcript has 2 exons. The record is from RefSeq and is a predicted model, not a curated record. The annotation marks the transcript as partial. Gene Ontology annotation, cellular component: cytoplasm. NCBI's taxonomy places the organism in Eukaryota, Metazoa, Chordata, Actinopteri, Siluriformes, Bagridae.
UUUUUGCCUGUCUCCAUACAGUGGGAAUUCCAGGUGGGUCCAUGUGAAGGAAUUGUAGCAGGAGAUCACUUGUGGAUGGCACGCUUCCUAUUGCACAGAGUGUGUGAGGACUUUGGUGUAAUCGCCUCUCUGGACCCCAAACCCAUCCCAGGGAACUGGAAUGGAGCUGGCUGCCACACUAACUUCAGCACUGUGGCCACUAGAGCAGAAGGAGGGCUGGAACAUAUCGAGAAGAUUAUAGAAAAAUUACGCGCACGUCAUGUCCAGUACAUCCGAGUCUCAGAUCCUCAUGGUGGGCAGGACAACCAGAGGAGACUUACUGGCUUAAACAGAACCUCCAACAUCCAGGAGUUUUCAGCUGCUGUGGAUAGUCAUGAUGUCAGCAUCCGCAUUCCACUGCAAGUUAGCCAGGACAAGCGUGGAUACCUGGAGGAUCGCCGGCCUGCCGCCAACUGUGACCCAUAUGCUGUGACCGGUGCUAUUGCUCAGACCUGCCUAAUGGAGGAUGAGGAGGAAGAUCUCCUGAGUGACCUGGAUAUUAAUGAUUUGGAGUAAAUCACACCAAAUAACACUAAAUCACAUGGUUCUAUGUAACUAAAUAUAUAAUAGGUUUAUCGAUAUAUGUGUGGAUAUAUUGAAUAUACAGUAUAUACUGCAUAUGUUACAAAAGAGAUGCAUGCUAUUUAAAGCAUACUUAAGAGUUUAAUAAAUUAAACUGUUUAAAUUUAACUUGUCAAAGUUUGGCUAAUAUCGGAUGCAUAUACAUUUUAAAUACCAUUUUCUUGCCAUGAGACACUGACUGACAUGACAAUUUGGAGUAUGAAAUCCCUGUUAAUAAUCUAUGAAAAUCCGUGUUGCUUAGGGUUGCUUACAUGACAUGUUUUCUAAUCCUAUCUCAGUCUUUCCUCGGUAAAAUCCUCACUCUUCCAAGUGAGAUAAAAUAUCUACUCUCAGUUUGUUCACAUCAGAAAAAAAUACAAACCAAAUAUUCCAAAAAGCAAUGUUCAGCUCUCUGUGUCUGGCUCUAUCGUUCAAAUAAAUAGUCAAGAUAUUAUUGUCAACAUUUAAAUAAUGAGAUUUCAAUAGUUCAGUGGAAUAAUUUUACAUCUGAAGAGUUCCCUGAAUCUACACAACAAAGUCAUACAGCUAUAUCAAAUCAGAUAUUUCUUGCGGUGUCUUGCACAAAAUUUUGAUAAAACAAUAUCUAUAAUGAAUAUGUGUGUAAUAAAAAUGGACAAUGUUCAAUGUUCAACUAUUUUAAUAGCAAAUCUUUUGUUCUAAUCCAUGCAAAUUCAGCUCUGUUUAAAGCAACUUUGCAGUCUCACACAAACUCCAAAAAUUACAAUAUGCAGGAUAACAGGGUCCAUUAUUUAUAUGAUGAAUUAGGUCGAUGAAUUAGCUUAGGAUAUGCUGUAAUUUUAGUUUUAGUGUCGUGUGACAAUGUACGGUACAUGUACUGUAACAAACUUCAUUUUUUAUGUUGAAAAUGUUCUUCCUUUUAAGCUUUACUGAUUAACCCCAUAAAUCAUUUCUUAUAGUGUUCUGUUCUUUCUUUCUUUGUGUUAUGUAAAUGAAGAUGUCUCAACUUUUUUUUUUUUUUAAAUUAGCUAACAUAAUAAACAAAACACGGCACGUUUUUGGUCAAAGUAAGGACUGAAUCUUACAAACAUUUACAAGAAAAAACCUUUGGAUUGACUUUGAAUAAGCUGUCCAGGUUGCUUAAUAAAGUAGG